This is a messenger RNA of Ogataea philodendri, 3891 nucleotides long. RefSeq lists its product as uncharacterized. Gene Ontology annotation, molecular function: tRNA binding. Lineage: Eukaryota; Fungi; Ascomycota; Pichiomycetes; Pichiales; Pichiaceae. The record is from RefSeq and is a predicted model, not a curated record. The transcript has a single exon. The coding region runs from base 1 to 3891 and encodes 1296 amino acids. Gene Ontology annotation, cellular component: cytosol; elongator holoenzyme complex. Gene Ontology annotation, biological process: tRNA wobble base 5-methoxycarbonylmethyl-2-thiouridinylation.
AUGAAGAACCUCAAGCUUCUAAACAUAGGCCAGGUUGUUCCUCAGUCGCGGACUUAUCCGGAUUUGGAGGUGUUGGACUCCGUUUUCGACGUCAUUUCAGACUCUCUCACUUUUGUGCUAGGAACACAAGAGAGUCAGGUUUUGGAGGUGCAGCAGUUCAUGAAAACGGGCCAGGUCAACUUGUUGGCAUCUUUAUCUGUGAACGAAUUUGACAAGAUGAUUAUGUUUGCUCACUUUGAAGAUACUCAUCAGUUGGUGAUCAUAUUUGAGCAAGGAGAUAUCAUGAAUGCUGUUUAUGACGAGACAAAUCCAGAUCCAGACACCACGAUGGUUGAGAUUGUUGGGUCUAUUGAUUGUGGAAUCAAGGCAGCUAAGUGGUCGCCGGACGAGGAGACUUUGGCUGUUUUGACUCAAGAAAACAACUUGGUGCUAUUGACUAGAACUUUUGAGCCAAUUGCGGAGAAAUAUCUAAAUCCACAGGAUAUCAACACCAGUACACAUGUUUCUGUUGGAUGGGGAAAGAAAGAAACUCAAUUCAAAGGCAAAGGGGCCAAACAGUUGGAAAGAGACCGACUGGCCUUGAAAAACGCAGGACUUAAUAUAGAUAGCGACCAUGCCAUUUUGCACGAUCCAACGGUUGCAGAAGUUCAACAAGGCCAAGUUUCUGAGUUUGACUCUUUCAAGAGCGAUAUUUCUUGGCGUGGAGAUAGUCAGUAUGUUUCUUUGAGCAAUGUGGAGGAGAUAGAGCCCGGUCAAGACCGUCGAGUGAUACGAGUUUAUUCCCGUGAGGGUGAAUUGGACUCAUGUUCUGAGGCCGUUGAUGGUCAUGAGGAGGGUCUUGCGUGGAAACCGCAAGGAUCUUUGAUUGCAUCAACCAGAAGAAGAUUCGAGGAGGAGAUUAAUGAACAAGUUGUUGAUUUGAUCUUUUUCGAAAGAAACGGUCUGAGACACGGGGAAUUCCCUACUCAAUUACCGGAAAACUCGAAAAUACUGCAAUUGGACUGGUCCUGCAACAGCGAGAUGCUUGCAUUCCGUCUUUAUAACAGAAUCCAGAUUUGGACAACGAAAAACUACCAUUGGUAUUUGAAGCAGGAAAUAUACACCUCCUCGGGAGAAGAGACAGAGUUCCUCAAGUUCCACCCGGAAAAUCCAACCAGAAUAAUGUUUGGUACUAAUAAACACAUUGAGAUCGUGGACAUGGCUUAUUCUCUUGGUCUUGGGCCUACUUCAUCGCCAUACGACGUGGGAAUGGCUUUGGUAGCAGACGGACCAGAAUGCAAAAUCACACCUCUUGGGCUUGCAAACGUUCCUCCUCCUUCCAGUCUUCGCGAAGUGUUGACCGAGGAUAAUCUUGUGGACGUUGGUGUUUCUCGCUCGAACUCGCUGUUUGCUCUGUUGAGCUACUCUGGUGUGAGUUUUGCAACCGUUGACUUGGACAAGAUUAUUCGUGGAAACGAGCCGGUGAUUCGCAGCAGGCUAUUGAAAACGAACUUUGGUCAGCCAUUGGACCGUCCAAGACAGAUCUGCUGCGUUGAGGACAAUCUUGUGGCCGUUCUGUUUGACUCCAACCAGUUUUCCAGAUUGGCUCUCAUUUCUGUUGUUGACGUUGAACAGCCAACAGUGGUGAAUAUUUUGGACAUCUUUCCUCCAAAGCCUGUUCUCUUAAAGCCUACUGCUGACUUCUCUGAACUGACAUACGAAACCAGCGACGGGUCUGUUUAUUUGUUGGACUCGAUCAAUUUUGAAGCUACCAAAAUUGGCCAGUUCCCACAACUAUGCUCAGACUACUGGGUUUCGUCGAUCGACGAGAAAAGAUACUGCUUUGGACUCUCGUCAACGGGAAAGCUGUAUGUGAACCAAAUGCUGGCCUGUUCGGGUGUCACGUCCUUUUUGGUGACCGACUCUUAUUUGCUCUACACCACAGCCAAACACCAACUCAAGUUUGUCCAUAUGGACCACGAGAUAGACCAGAAUCCGUUUGACGAGAACGAGGAGGACGAAAGAACCCGGAUGAUCGAGCGUGGAUCGCUCUUGGUCACUGCCAUUCCGUCCAAGGCGGUUGUUGUUUUGCAGGCUCCUCGAGGAAACCUCGAAACGAUCCAUCCCCGGAUCAUGAUCCUGACCGAGGUCAGACACUUGAUCAAACACAAACAGUACAAGGAGGCGUUUAUUGUUUGCAGAACCCAUCGUAUUGCGCUGGACAUUCUGCACGACUACGACUCCGAGUCGUUUUUCAAGAACGUGGAGCUGUUCAUCAAGGACAUUAAAAAGCCAGAACACAUUGAACUUUUCCUGUCGACAUUGUUGGAGGAAGACGUUGUUGAGACCAAAUAUAGAGAAACAGAAACCACCAUUGCACAGGACUUCUCGCAGCUGGAGAUCUCCGAGUAUAAGAAACCAACGGGUAAGGAGAAGAUCAGCAAGAUCUGCGAGGCUGUUUUAUCGGUCUUGCUCACUCCCGCAUACAAAUCCAAGUAUCUACAAACAAUCAUCACAGCGUAUGCCUGUCAACAUCCGCCAAAGACCACCCAGGCUUUGGAGUUGAUUGGAUCGUUCAAAGACGAGGCAGAGACGGAGAAAGCUGUUCAACACCUGUGUUUCCUGCUGGACGUGAACAUGCUCUACGAGGAAGCUCUUGGGAUCUACAAUGUUCCAUUGACUCUUGUGAUUGCUCAACAGUCGCAGAAAGAUCCAAAGGAAUACCUUCCGUUUUUGCAAAAACUUCAUGUGCAACCAGACCUGACUAAGAAAUUCAUGAUUGACGAAUACCUCAAGAAGUACGAAAAGGCUCUUGACUCGCUGGUUCAGUAUGCUUCUGACGAUGAGAUCUUGGAGUUUGUGAUUGAACACAGUCUGUACAAGCACGCACUGGCUCUUUACCGGUACACCAAGGACAAGUUUGAUCUUGUGAUGAAGUCGUAUGCUGACCAUUUGCAUGAGUCCAGAGAAUACGGCGACGCAGCUCUGGCGUACGAGACGCUGUCGAUGAAAAAGGAGGCUCUGGAGAACCAUGUUCUGGCAAGAAACUGGGAACAGGCUGUUGUUCUGGCUAUUCACGACAACCAGCUACUGGAAGACACUUGUACCCGGUUGGUAGCUCUGUUGACCGAUACCCACGAAUACACUGCUGCUGCGUACAUCCAGCUGAAGUUCCUCAACAACAUCGAGGAGUCGCUCAAGCUGUACUGCAGCAACCACCAGUACGCGCAUGCAAUCAUGCUGUGCUACCAGGAGAAGAAGGAGCAGCUUGUGGAGUCUGUGGUUGAUCCAGCUCUUGGAGAGGGAUUUGGUAUCAUUGCGGAUCUUCUUGCUGAUUGUAAGGGCCAGGUCAACUCGCAACUCGGCCGGUUACGUGAGCUGCGGUCCAAGAAACAGGAAGAUCCGUUUGCAUAUUAUGGAGAGAUGGCCGAGAACGACACUCCGGACAACGUUUCGAUUGCGGCCUCGGAAACGUCCACCAAGGAAUCGUUCUUCACAAGGUAUACGGGCAAGACCCAGGGAACGGCAAAGACGGGAGCGUCGCGCCGUACAGCCAAGAACAGACGUAGAGAAGAGCGGAAAAAAGCAAGAGGAAAGAAAGGAACCAUUUACGAAGAGGAAUAUCUGGUGAAAUCGGUCGGUCGUCUUGUUGAGCGUCUGGACCAAACACAGCCCGAGGCUCUGCGUCUGAUCGACGGUCUGGUCAGACGGAACAUGAUGCACCAGGCGUACGAGAUCCAGAAAAACUUUGUGGAGCUCAGACAACUGUUGCAAGAACACAUCAAGGAGAUCUACGAUAUCAGCGAAAAAGACCGUGAACGGAUCGACGACAACGGACUGGUGUACCUGGUUCCAGAGCUGCCUGUUCCGGAGAUUGUUGCGUUUCCAAAACGCAGUCUACUCGACUACUGA